AUGCUGCGGUGGAUGUCGCUGCUGCUGCUACCGCACCGCAAGGGCGCAGCGUUGGACACCCGCCGACUUGUCCCCCAACGACACAUAACACCCCGGCGUGCUCUGCGCCGCGGUGCGUUGUUGGCGGAACUGGACAGGCCGCAGCACCCGCACGCCAGCGGGACGGCAGCAGUGGAAGUUGGGAACAAAGCGGUGGCGGCAGGGCUAGAGGGGAUCGGUGCCACAAAGGUGGAUGCCGCUGUUACAUCAUUAUCAUCAUCAACGUCAGCACGUAGCACGGACGCGUUCCUAAUCCCUUCUCGCCAUGCAAGGAAACUUGAGAGAGCGGCGAUGUCUGUGAAUCCCUCAGCACAGCAAUCAUCGUCUGCUAGACGUGCUUCGGCAGACGAAGACGGUGUCAACUCUUCACAGCGGGUCAUGUCGUUAGACGCACUGGUAGCACAACAAACAGCACUACGCGAGAUGUUCAAUGAGGCCGAGCGGCGCUGCAUCCGCCUGCGGAAAGACAUGGCGUGCCUGCAAGAGGAGCGGCGCGCCUUUCACCUUUCCCACAACCGCGCGCCAUCAGACAAGGAGGUGAGUCCUUUCGUUGACGUUGCGCUGGCACCGACAGCGGCACUGAAGCUUGUGAAGCACCUGUCGCCACGCUCCAGUGCACGCGAAGCGGUGGAGCACAGCAUCAGACUGCAGCAGAGCGUGGCGAAGAGUAAGUUGGUGCAGAGCGGGGAGCAAACUCUCUUCCGGUGUCUUCGCUGCUUCUCCGUGUAUGCCGCGCGGCCUCGGACGCUGUUGCGCGACGAGGUGGCGCACAGCUGGCUGCAAUACGAAGUGGAGAAGAAGAAGGUCACAGAGGCAAGGGAAUUGGCCCAAAGACCUCACCUGCGUAAGCGGAAAUAUAGUUUAGGUCGCCAACGAGAGGCGCGUGCCAGAGACCCACGCUGCUGCCCGAUGUGCGGCAGCCCGAAGGCCCAAUGGCUGAUGGAGUACGUGCACCACCGCACCCACGCAUGA
Trypanosoma grayi is the source of this 1011-nucleotide messenger RNA. RefSeq lists its product as hypothetical. The transcript has a single exon. The coding region runs from base 1 to 1011 and encodes 336 amino acids. Lineage: Eukaryota; Euglenozoa; Kinetoplastea; Trypanosomatida; Trypanosomatidae. The record is from RefSeq and is a predicted model, not a curated record.